Messenger RNA from Triticum turgidum subsp. durum (durum wheat), 864 nucleotides. The record is from the annotation of a GenBank genome assembly. NCBI's taxonomy places the organism in Eukaryota, Viridiplantae, Streptophyta, Magnoliopsida, Poales, Poaceae.
AUGGAAGGAACGACCGCCCAGCUUGUGUCCAUCGUCGGGCAGCUGGUGGGUAGGGAGUACCGGCAGCUCCGCGGCGUGAGUGCCCAGGUGGCUGAGCUCAGCGACGAGCUGGAAACCAUGAAAGCCAUCCUCCGCAUGCUGUCCGAAGCAGAAGAGGGCGCCGUGGACCACUUCAUCCGGGUGUGGAUGAAGCAGGUGCGCGAGCUCGCCUAUGACGCCGAGGACUGCGUGCACCUCUACAUCUUCCGCAUCCGGUGCCGGUCCAGAGACCGCUUCCUCGUAUGGUCGAAACACAUGCUGGGUACGCUUUCUUCUCGCCGCCAGCUUGCUUUGGAGAUCAAGGCACUCCGCGCCCGUGCUGUCGUGAUCAGCGAGCGCCAGGAACGUUACGGGCUCAGCCGUGAGGUGCUGAGCCGCUCUACUUCUCCUUCCGCUUCCACGCCUGUGCUCGGCCAUGCGCUCAGGCAGGUGCCAAACGGCCCUGACCAUCUAGUCGGCAUCACGGAGAAGGCUACCAGACUGGCCGCCAAGGUGAAGGCGGUGACUGACAAUGACAUGACGCUCAAGGUUUUCUCCGUCGUGGGAUUCGGCGGGCUCGGGAAGACUACGCUGGCGAUGGAGGUGUGCCGGCAGUUGGAGGCCGACUUCCAAGGCCAAGCUCAAGUGUCUGUGUCCCAGGCGUUCCGCGACAUGAAAGAUUUGGAGGGAUUACUGAAGCCCAUACUUCUUCAAAUCGUCAAGCCACGAAAGAUAGGCAUCGACGACGACGACGAUGAACAAGAUCCACCGGACGAUGACAUCGACAGCAUGCGUGUAGACAAGCUUACCGACAAGCUCAAGGAGGUUCUCGAGGACAUGAGGUAA